Messenger RNA from Myxocyprinus asiaticus (Chinese sucker), 14561 nucleotides. Its product is annotated as helicase SRCAP-like. Gene Ontology annotation, cellular component: Swr1 complex. Gene Ontology annotation, molecular function: ATP binding; ATP-dependent chromatin remodeler activity; ATP hydrolysis activity. The coding region runs from base 1030 to 12936 and encodes 3968 amino acids. Lineage: Eukaryota; Metazoa; Chordata; Actinopteri; Cypriniformes; Catostomidae. The transcript has 34 exons. The record is from RefSeq and is a predicted model, not a curated record.
UGUGUGUGUGUGUGUGAAAGAUAUACAUAAUAACAGUCUGUUAUAUGUAACAUGCUAUUAACAGACACACUCUCUCGCAGUAUUUCACAAAACGGUCAAUAAUGUUAGAUCGUAAUUUUAACGUCAACAUAACUGAAGCGUUAUCCUGGCGGCUGCAUUGUAACAUCUAUGGGCUGUUAGCAUCGCUAGCAUGCUCAAGGCCCAUGUGUGUCUACAGCCCGCCUCAUGCAAACAGACUUGCCGGCAGCAUUCGUUAUAGUCAGAAAUAAACAUUAACCGUCAAGUGUUGGUUGAAGUUAAUAAUAAUUCGCAAGAGAAUAACGUCCGAUUUAGCUGUAACUUGUCGCUAAAGGCUAGCUGUAAAUGAAGCGCCCGGACUAUUGUACUGAAAGUGACCCUGGGUCUUUCGCCAACAGGCUCUAGUACAGUUACAUUCGUUUUGGCAUUUUAAGAAUUAGAUGUGGCGGGACCCUUGAUCUCAGCAUCCUGGAAGUGGAAAUCACGGAAGAGGCUGGUCCUUCAUCACAUACAGGUUCAGUGCGUAGCAGUGCUGUUUCUGAAGCAGGACAGUCUGGGAAGGAGGCGGUGCAGCAGCGCACGUGUCCGGCAGUGGCUGUGCUGGGUGGCACCUCCGCGGCUGCGCAGAAUGUGGACAGGCCACCCCAGCAUGCCCUGCAGCCAGUCGCAGCUGCCCCUCUACCCCUGUCUUCGGUUGACAUUGCCACUGGUUCGCAGCAGCAGAAAGGAAACUCAAAGGCUGCAUAUACAGAACAGACCAUCACUGACACUCAACGAAACAGCGGCACCAAGGAUCCAGAAGAGAUAUCAACUUUGUGUCAUAAAGAAACUGUCCCAAGAGGACUGGUGUCAGCUACUGCUGAAGAAUUACAAAAGCUUUCAAACACUUUGGAGGGUCAGACUCCCUCAGACAGACUUUUUGAGAGCGGGACGCAAAUUAUUGCAAAAAAACGGGGUUUGCUUUGCAGGUGUAACACAGAGAAAACAAGCCUUGCAUAUAGGGAGACUGACAUGGCGGAGGGAUCCAGUACAGGCCACUGCAGAGAUUGGAGCCAACACCCUGGAGAUGCAGGGGAUGUCUCUGCCCCUAAUAAGACAGAAAAGGGACCUUUGCCUCCAGAGACAAUCAAAUUGGAAUACAAGCCUGAUAUUAGUCAGGAGAACAUGCCCGGAAAGCACAAAACUGGAGAGAGUCUUUGUAUUUCAAAAACUGAAGUCAUCCCAGCAGUCUCAAGUGCGGUUAAGACAACACCCAGAGACUCUGAGCAGUCCCAAACAACUCCUCCUUUUCAGACAAAUCAGACUACUCUCUCAUCUGAGUUUAGUGUCCCACAGGAACAAAGUACAACAAAUUCAGCUAAGGCUUGUAAACUUAAUGACUCUAAGGAGACCAUGGAAGAUGUUGUGAAAGAGCUACCAAAAACAAAAGGUGACGUUGGUCCAGCUACAAAAGCAGCUGAGGGAGCACGACAGGGUUUUAGUGGACAUUCUCUCUGCUCAGGAUAUUCCUCAUCGAAGCAAGGAGGACCUUACUAUGCACAGCACAUUACCCCAGACAAUGGAAACAGCAUGCUAAACGACUCAAACGAGGGUUGUCCUCCAGAGGACUGCAGUAAAAGAAAGCAGGGGUCAGAAUUGGCAUCUGCUACAAAAAGAACAGCCCUCCCUAAUGCAAGCCCACUUCUUAAAACACCUGUCAUGCCCACCCUGCUUGAGAAUAUGAAGUCUGCGCAAGAGCUAAGCUCUCAGCAUAUAAACUUAAGUGAAACCCCCAAAACCUUUCAUUUAUGUAAAGAGACUGGUGCAAGGGCGGGAGAAAGUAAUGAGAAUUUCCCUGUGACUGCUGAAGUAUUUCAUGACAUUUCUGUUGAUGAACCAAAGCUGUCUGUGGAUGGAACGUGCACGAAUAAUGUACAAGUCCCCAUAGUUAAAAAAGUGUCACAAGUCAUGGUUUGUGGCUCAUCAGAUAUGAUUUUGAAACAGAAUAACAGUGCCAAUCGUAUAGAAAUAUCCAUGUCCUCAAAUCACCAACAGGAUGGGAGCAUUCUGCUUUCACACACAGAGAACUGUGUGACUUUAGAGGGACUGGAAUCAGAUCAUCCAAGACUUUCUCAAACCAGCAUUGACUGUGUGGUCCAACAAGUGCAAGAGUCCAUUCCAGCAGAUCAUAAACUCUCACAGAUACAGAUAUGCCUGAAUGACACCCCAGGUAUUGUGGAAGAAAGGCAGGAAGAGAGUACAGAGGCUCUGUCUGAAAUCAAUGCUGUUGAGGUGAAAGAUUUGAUUGAUGUUGGUAUUUUAAUGCAGCGAGAUAUGGAGGAUACCUGGCUGGUCGUAAGCGAGAUAGAGGGGCAGUGCAAGGGUGCCGAGGCCAGCGCAGAGUCUCUGGUGCAGUGCCCUGAAUCCCAGUCAGCUGUAGCUGUAUAUGAGUGCACUGUACCCUGCUUUACCUCAACUGCUGUACACAGUGAUGUUAAGUUGCUGUUACCUGAAAGAGAAGAGGAAGAACUGGCAGGUAAACAAUUUCCUGAACCAAUGGAAACAUUGAUGCAAAAGUUCAAACCUCAGACCUCAUCUAACCCUAAUACUCUAAAACCAACACAAGAGUUAAACACCAUGCCCUCUCCACAAAGAGAAAGGACCAUAAUUAUCAACCAAAAUGAGAAUUCAAGUCCCACUAAUCUUGCAAACACAAUCACAGAGUUAACGUCCAAUCUGAUGGAUAACACAAUUGUCUCUGUGCCACAAGAAUCUGUUGUGGGGAUGAAAAAUACACCAGAUGUGUCAUUAAUUUCAUUGUCUUAUGGCACAAUUGAUCCAAAACUACUGAUCUUAAAAAAGGGUGACGACCCUGUCCUUAAGCCCCCUCCUUUCCUGUCUGCUAGUAUCUCGACUAAACAGAACUCCCCUGUCCAAGCUGGCAGCCCCAGUGAUGGAUCACAUAAAGCUUCAGAGUGCCUUGCUAAAAAUGAUUCAAAUGCAGGCUCUCUGCAUGAUAGCACCUCCACCAUUAAGCAGGAUGCCAUGUUACCUGGUGACUACCCUGUCUCAAACACUCUCUCUCAGUCCUCUUGGACUGUUUCCAUAUCUAGUGUACUUUCACAGAACAGCUGUGAAAAAGAAAACUUUAGUAUAUCAAAUAGUUCUCAAUGGUCUGACAAGAUGCUUCAGAAUGAAUCCUCUGCUAAUAUGUCUUUAUCAACAGUACAACUCCAUACCUCACAAAGCCCUCCUCCAUCUUCUGGAGAUGAGUGGGGUACUGGAUCCAGUGCUAACCUGGAGGGGAAGAGGACCAAGCAAUCACCGGUCAGUACACCAUGCCAAGAUUCAACAUCUUUGGGGGGUGAACUAGAGUUGGAACAGCAGCAGUCACCAGUGGAACAUUUGUCAACUAUACAAGAUGUUCAGCACACUAUCCUGGAGCCACUUGAUGCUUCCAUUGAAGAAAGCAGUGAUGGAGAGGUUGACAGUUCCAUGGAGGUCCAGAAUGAUGACAGCGUUGCUAUGCCCAGUCCAGCACUGAACAAGGUUUGCCAGUGGAUUGCAGGCAAGGUCACAGCAGGCUCCACUCCUUCCACCUCCCCUGUUCCAUGUCCAUCUCCCUCGUCCAGUGACUGGAUACGUUCCCAUUCAGACCGAGCCUCACCUAUACAAAGCUCUCAUGGCAAAAACACGCCCUCCACAUCCUCCCAGGGUUCUAGUGGCUGUUCUCAGUCAGAGCAAACAGCCACCCCCAAAUCUCGCUCAGAGAAGCAUACAGACAUGGCAGGACUGGCAAAACAUGAAGCAGAAAUAGAACAUCGGACCCUUGCACUGAAACGUGAAGGUUUCUGGUCCCUAAAACGUCUGUCUCGUAUAACAGAACCAGUUCGGCCCAAAGUUCAGUGGGAUUACCUGUGUGAGGAAAUGCAGUGGCUUUCUGCAGACUUUGCACAAGAGAGACGAUGGAAAAGAGGAGUGGCCAGAAAAGUAGUGCGGAUGGUGAUGCGCCACCAUGAGGAGGUGAGGCAGAAGGAAGAGAGAGCAAAACGUGAGGAGCAGGCCAAACUGAGGAGAGUGGCUUCUUCUAUUGCCAAGGAGGUCCGUGCCUUCUGGAGCAGCGUUGAGAAGGUGGUCCAGUAUAAGCAACAGUCCAGACUGGAGGAAAAGCGGAAGAAGGCCCUAGAUCUCCAGCUGGAUUUCAUUGUGGGUCAGACAGAGCGUUACUCUGACUUAUUAAGUCAGUCCCUGCAGGCUGCUGCUGUACAGAGUUCAGAGAAUGCAGCACUCUCCAAACAAUCACAGCUGAAUGCUGCUGAUGAGGAUGAUAGAGACUUUGAGCCACCGUGUGAGGAGGAGGAUGAUGAAGAGACUAUAGAUGUAGAGGAGCAGCAAGAGGGAAAUGAUGCAGAAACGCAGAGGAGAGAGAUAGAGUUACUGAGGCAAGAGGGCACUCUGCCUCUAGACCAGCUUCUCAGUACUCUAACUCUCCCCCAGGAUGGUAACUUGGAAGAAGAGGCCUCAGAUGCUUCCUCGUCUAUAGUUGAAGAUGAAGACAAGGAAUUCAGUGCAAAUGAAGAAGAUGCGGAAGAUGAAGAGGACACCAUUGCAGCCCAGGAAAAGAUUGAAGGAGAUGGAGAUCAUGCAGAGGAAAUUGAUGACCUUGCUAGAGAGGGAGAAAUGAGCAUGGAAGAGCUGCUGGAGAAGUAUAGAGGAGCAUAUGCCUCUGAUUUUGAGGAACCCUCAGCAUCACCAGACUCCUCAGAAGAAUCAGAGGGAACUGAGGAGGAGGCGGAGGAAGAGACUGAAGGAGAAGACAGCAUUGAUAAUAGUGGCACCUCCUCAGAUUCCCAAGCGGCUGUAGACCAUGUCGAAGAAGAUGAUGAUGAGGAGGUGCAGGAAAGUGAAGAGGAGGAGGAGGAGGAUGAUGAUGGGGGAGAGGGAAUGGAAGUUCUGCUGAGAGAGGGAGACCAUAGUCCCACUGUACCUACAUCUCCACGACCCAAGAAGGAGAUCAGCCACAUUGCUGCUACUGCUGAGAGCCUUCAACCUAAGGGAUACACAUUGGCAACAACAAAGGUCAAAACGCCUAUUCCUUUCUUACUUCAUGGCACCCUGCGUGAGUACCAGCACAUUGGACUGGACUGGUUGGUCACUAUGAAUGAGAAGAAACUCAAUGGCAUUCUUGCAGAUGAAAUGGGACUUGGCAAAACCAUUCAGACCAUUGCACUGUUGGCUCAUCUAGCAUGUGUAAAAGGUAAUUGGGGUCCACAUCUGAUCAUUGUGCCCACCAGUGUAAUGCUAAACUGGGAGAUGGAGUUGAAACGUUGGUGUCCAGGAUUCAAAAUCCUUACCUACUAUGGCAGCCAGAAGGAGCGCAAACUCAAGAGACAAGGCUGGACUAAGCCCAACGCUUUCCAUGUAUGCAUCACCUCGUAUAAGCUGGUGUUGCAAGAUCAUCAGGCUUUUAGACGCAAGUCUUGGAGGUACCUAAUUCUUGAUGAAGCUCAGAACAUCAAGAAUUUUAAGUCCCAACGCUGGCAAAGCCUGCUGAACUUCAACAGUCAGAGGCGAUUGUUGCUCACAGGAACACCUCUCCAGAACAGUCUAAUGGAACUGUGGUCUCUCAUGCACUUCCUUAUGCCGCAUGUCUUCCAGUCCCAUCGUGAGUUCAAGGAGUGGUUCUCCAACCCACUGACUGGCAUGAUUGAAGGAAGCCAAGAGUACAACGAGGGCUUGGUCAAACGGCUUCACAAGGUGUUAAGACCCUUUCUCCUGCGCAGAAUCAAAGCAGAUGUGGAGAAACAAAUGCCCAAAAAAUAUGAGCAUGUUGUGCGCUGUCGACUAUCCAAAAGACAGCGUUUUCUCUAUGAUGACUUCAUGGCCCAGGCCUCGACACGAGAGACUUUGGCAAGUGGCCACUUCAUGUCUGUGAUCAACAUUCUAAUGCAGCUGCGGAAAGUAUGUAAUCACCCCAACUUGUUUGAUCCAAGGCCCAUUCAAUCUCCCUUCAUCACAGAGCCCAUCAUCUAUUCUACUGCCUCACUGGUUCAGCAGGCUCUUGAAACCUCACCUUUUGAACGCUGUGAUUUGUCCUUGUUUGACCUGGUUGGUCUUGAGCGACGUGUAUCUAGAUACCAGGCAGAUGUUUUCUUCCCUCAGAGGAAAGUGACACAUCAUCUUAUUCAGGAAAUUAUGGACUCCCCUAAUCCUCAUCCCAGACCAAAGCCUCUUCGCAUGAAAGUCAACAGGAUGCUCCAGCCUCUUCCUAAGUCUGAUGGGUGCUCCACAGUGAACAGCCCACGGCCCAUGUGUCCCACCACCACUGCGGUUCAGAUUCCAAAGCCGCCUCUAAUCACAGAGGUCAGCAAUUCCCAGGCUCCCUCCCAGCCAUCACCUCAAGUUUGCCCUGUUACUCCUGUCACUGCACCGAGAGCUCCAGUGGGUCCUAGCACUGUCCCGGCCAGUGCUGCAAUUAGGCCUCCAGCCCCCCACCCAGUGACUAUACGCCCCUCAGCACCCUCUAGUGUCCCAGCUGUGGCCACUCCCCCUCAGCCACCAAGCAAUCUCCUUACUCAGCGGGUUCUUCUCAGCCCAGACAUGCAGGCUCGGUUGCCAUCUGGAGAGGUGGUGAGUAUUGCUCAGCUGGCCUCUCUAGCUGGCCGGCCAGUGUCGUCCUGUCAGGGCAGUAAACCUGUCACCUUCCAGCUUCAGGGCAACAAGCUUACACUCUCUGGGACUCAGCUGCACCAAGUACCUGUGCCUAAACCACGACCCAUCCCAGGAAAUGUAAUGCAUCUGGUUUCCAGUAGUGGGCAGCACCACCUAAUUAGUCAGUCAGCUCAGGUGGCAGUUCUUCACACUGUUAGUCAGUCAGGUAGCAGCUCAGCAAAUCCCUACCCAGCCAACACAACCUGCUCUGGAAUAGCAAUACCUUUCACAGCUACUCAAGUCCCAUCAUCCAUGGUAAGUGGACCUGGAAUUGUAAAGAUUGUUGUUCGCCAGGCAUCAAGUAAAGAAGGAGGAUCGGUCCCCACUCUGGCUGUGCCUCCUUCUCCUCGUCCUGCUCCUCAGUCAGUCACCCUUCACCCCCAUGGCACCCCAAGCCCUGUUCUUAGAGUGCCCACUUCUUCACAGCCCCCACAACGGCCUCCAGUUUAUGCUGCUCCACCCCGAACUGUUGCUUUAUCUCAGACUCCACCCACCCGCCCUGUGUUGAGAGUCGUACAGGGAACAGCACCAAAACCAGAACCAGUAGCGAAGGUGAAAUCAUCAUCAGGAUGCGAGGACAGUGGUAGUGAUGUUAUUACUUUGCGCAUGAGCACUUCUAAGCCUGCAUCUUCAUCUCAGAGCAGUGGGUCAACAUCUCAGCGUCCCCGCAUUCAGCCGCCACCUCCACCACUAUCCCCUUUCUACAUGUCAUGGCUUGCAGACAGCCAAAAGGCUCAACGAGAUGGACGAAUCUCUCAAAUCAUUCGCAUCAACGAUCUGCACUGCACUGCUAAGCCUGCGUAUGGCCGUGAGGUGCUGGACUUUUUAACCUUCCUCCCAGGCCCUUGUCCAUCCCCAGCACGUCCUGUUCUGGACAACUGGACUUUCUCUGGUUACAGCUCCUGCCUCAUUGCUCAAUCACACCAUUACAGAGAUUACCUGGAAAAGAGUGAAGCCCUGAAAGAAGCCAUCCAUAACUCAGAGGAGAGACUUAAACAUCUCUCUGAGGUCAUGGACAGGUUCACUUUUGUUAUUCCUCCAGUGGACGCAAAACCUAUCACCAUGCACAGCUGUCACCCACCUCCCUCCCUUAGACAUCAGCAGGCUGUUUUCUCCUCAUUUCUAUCUUCCCAGCUCUCCCCGCUCACACAUACGCUCCAUCGCAUUCAGUGUAACAUGAGGACACAUUUCCCUGAUUUAAGGCUUAUUCAAUAUGACUGUGGUAAACUGCAGACACUCCACCUCUUGCUUAGAAAGUUGAAAGCAGGAUGGCACAGAGUCCUCAUCUUCACUCAAAUGACUCGCAUGCUGGAUAUACUUGAGCAGUUCCUCAACUACCAUGGACACAUCUACUUACGGUUGGAUGGGAGUACACGUGUAGAGCAGAGACAAGCCCUGAUGGAGCGCUUCAAUGCAGACCGUCGCAUAUUCUGCUUUAUUCUGUCCACCCGCAGUGGAGGUGUAGGUGUUAACCUGACUGGAGCGGAUACAGUGGUGUUUUAUGACAGUGAUUGGAACCCAACCAUGGAUGCCCAGGCUCAGGACCGCUGCCACAGAAUUGGACAGACGAGAGAUGUCCACAUCUACAGGCUAAUCAGCGAACGCACAGUUGAAGAAAAUAUUUUGAAAAAGGCCAAUCAAAAGAGGAUGCUGGGAGAUAUGGCUAUUGAAGGUGGAAACUUCACCACAGCCUUUUUUAAGCAGCAAACUAUCAAAGAGUUGUUUGAUUUGUCAGACGAAGAGAGGAAAGAGGCUGAGUUGAGUGUGCCUCAGUCAGAUGAUGAUGAGUCCAUAAAUAAACAACAAACCACCAUUUUGGAACAGGCCCUGUGUCGAGCUGAGGAUGAAGAGGAUAUAGUGGCUGCAUCGCAAGCCAAGGCUGAGCAGGUAGCUGAGCUUGCAGAGUUUAAUGAGAACAUUCCUCUGGAUGAUGGUGACAGCAGAGACCAGGAAGAGGAGGAGCUCUCCAAGGCUGAGCAAGAAAUCGCUGCCCUAGUUGAACAGCUCACUCCCAUAGAGCGAUAUGCUAUGAAUUUCCUUGAGGCUUCCCUUGAAGACAUUUGCAAAGAAGAGCUGAAGCAGGCAGAGGAACAGGUUGAGGCUGCAAGGAAAGGUUUGGACCAGGCAAAGGAAGGUUUGAAACUGCAUCAGUCAUCUGACAGCGAAGAAGAGGAUUGUCUACUACCAAGUACUGAGGAACCAACUUCUGCCCGCCGCCCUCGCAAACACAAAGAGAAAGGUGCUCCCUCAACAAGGGUCAGCGGCAGGCUUAGAGGGACACCUGCUGAUGAUAUGUCCUUUACACAGCCAUCCCCAGAUAGGGAGAGAGGCAGACAAGGGGCUUGGAUUAACUCUGAGCCCAGUAUUAGCCAAACCCCAGGGUUCAGCUCCACACACAUGUCACCCUUACAAAGUGAAGUGCCUGAGAAGCUUCGCAGUGGUCUGCGAGGUCGAGGGGCAACCAAAGAAUCUGUGUUCCCCACAACAGCAGAAAACCAGAAAGUUCAAACCAGCCAGCAGCUCUCAGAUUCAGCAAUCUUGUUCCCUGCAAUGCAGGGUUCAGAUCCAAAAAUCAGAUAUGUGCCACCCUCCCACCAUUUGCCAAUCUCCCCAUCAAGCUCUGUGCCUUCAGCUGCUGGAUCUCCUGCAAUGGACAAAAACUCAAGUGUGCACCAAUCCUCUUUUUCUGCCUCAUGCAGAGAGGACAGUGAAGAACAUGGGGGAGAGGCAUUGUCUGACAGUAAUCAGUAUAGUAGGCGAGAUAGAAGAACAUCUGCAUCUUCAGACUCCAUCUAUUCCCAAGAGCAUCAAUCUGAACAGGAUGGUCAGCUUUCCCUUUCUCCUACGCUGGCAUCACCUAACUCUCGUUCACCAAGAAAGCGGCAGUCCGCUGAAAGUGAGAUCCUCAGAAGCCUUCCAGAAGAUUCUCCAUCAGCCAAGGUACUUCGGAAGCUUCCAGGUCGCCUAGUCACAGUGGUUAAGGAGAAGGAGCCAAGGCGGAGACGGAGGGGAAUGAGUGGAAGUGGAGGAGCACAUACUGAAGGUUCAUCAGAGGAGAUUGAACAGGCGGAGGCAGUUCAAGACCCUGGCUCUCACUCUUCUGAUGGAGCAAGUCAAACUGUUAAAGACUCUCCUCCCAUAUCAAUCCCCACAUCCUUAGCUUCCUCCCCACCACCACGAGAGCAAGAACAGGUCUCCUCUCCAUCACAGUCUAGUACAGGGAGAGGGCAUCACCCCUGUUCCCCAACACACCAUUCAUCAGACAUGCCUGUUCUGCGCAACUUACCAGUGCGUCGGAGGCUAGAGACAGAGUCUCGAAUGGCUGCACAGUUAGGAGAGCAGUUUGCAGGUAGAUGUAGAGGGUUGGAUAAGAGAUCUGCUUUGUCACCAAAGAAACAAGAUACUAAUUCAGACAAGGGCAAUGUUUUAAAUUCCACUGUUCAAAGUGACUCAAAUGUGAUUUAUCCUAUACCAGUGAAGCGCAAGAGGGGCAGACCUCCUAAAAUGCCCCCAAUGGCACCAGAACUUCCAGAACAGAAUAUAUCCAUAACCCAAAAAAUAAGUCUUGAACAGAGUCCACCUCACUCACCAAAACGGAAAAGGGGUCGUCCCCGUAAAGACUCCACCUCAAGGACAGCAGCAACUUGUAGUGCCGAACAACAGCUAGACCCAGCUACAAGCUCAUCUCCAACUUCUACGGAUGCUUCCUUUUCCCAAGAGCCUAACUUGUCAAUAUCCGAUAUUACGCCUGUGACUUUGUCCACUGAUAGCAAAACCCCACCAAUAAGCUCUCCAACUGUCAACCCCACUUCACCCUCAAAAGCUGCUGAAUUGUCAUCACCUCCUCAACCAGAUUCCCAAACAAACCAAACCACUACAUCUGUUUUACUAUCAUCUGUGCUCGGGAACUCUCAAAAUAAAGCUCAGUCUACAUCAGAACUUUCUUAUAGUGAUACUUACACCAGUCCGAGCCCCUUAAUUGCAUGCAUUGUCUCUCAAACUAGUACACUUAAAACUCCACACAGCACUUCUACAGCAAGUAUCUCUCAGAACAGUACAGCUUCUUCCGCUACACUACAGCUUCCAACUCCUUCCGAAGAACCUUUAGCUAAUAUAGUCCCCAUCCAUGCCCAACAACAUACCAUUACUACUGUAUCUGUACUCUCUCGGACCAAUCAAAUUACUGCACCUUCAGAAAUUUUAACAGUCUCUGGCGCAGAUGUAGAAGCUGAACAUAAUUCUCUCACUGCUAAUCAGAGAAUAGAUCAUUUGCAGCACUCAAACCCAUCAACUCAAGUGGCUUCAGAAUCUUUAGACAGAAUUAAUAUAACUGCAGGCUCUCUACAGGCCUCUGUAGAAUCCAGCUGUAAUACAACUGUAUCUUCUGCCCCACAUCAAACAUCCACCAUACCCAUUCCUGUACCUGCUUUGACUUCUGGGACUGAGCCAGAAUCUUCUUCAUUUAAGACAGUGGCACCAGAACCCUCUGUUACACCUACUGUGUCAACGGUUGUCCAGCAGUCCAUACCUAAGCCUGAUCAAACAUCUGCUCCUCCCUCACAUCAUCAAACUACACCAAUACAAACAGCAAAAGAUUCAACACAUUCUUCACUCACAUCCAACCAAAUGCCUUCAACUUUUGUACAGUCUCCAUCUUCCCCUAAGCAGACAACAACCGAAUCUCUGCCCACAUCCAACUAUAGAGAUGCAGAUUCUUCUCAGCCCAUGGAGACUGUGGCUGAUAAUUAUGAAGGCCAAAAGGAGGAGGUACUAACAGAGCAAACUGAAAUGGACUGCAUUGGUGAGGAUGAUGCAGGAGAAAAAGACAGUGUCUUGUCUCAGCCAAAAACAAGGAAAAUGGAUGCCUCAGUCUUCGAUAUUAUGACCCAUGAUGCUCUUGAGAGUAAUGUACCUGAUAAACCAUCAGAGGAGGACAGUCAUAGAGAAGACAAAGAGACCAGAACUUUGGCCAAAAAACGAAGCAUCAGUAGGCAAAGCAGCCAGGAGUCAGUUUGCUCCUCUUCCCCAUCUUCUGUAUCUUCCUGUGGCACAAGAUCAUCUCGAUCCAAAAAGGCUGGAGAGGGUAUGAGGCCAGCAAAAAGGAAAAGGAAGGAUAUAAAGUCUGAAAAUGAGAAAACAGUGGAAACACCUGCCCAAAAACACAAGUCCAACUCUUCCUCUUCUUCAGACUCAGAGGACUCUAAUAGCAGAAAUAGAUGUCUAACAAGAUCAGCCCAAAGGAAACUGGAGAAAGAUGGCAAAAAUACUAAAAAUGAUGAGACUAGUGAGAGCAAGAGGCAAAAGGGGAGGUCCGACAAGAAGGGUCAAACCACCAAUACAACAGAAGUGGACUCAAGUGGUGAAACCUGUUCAAGAGUAACCCGGAAAUCCACAGGCCCACAGUCUGUCUCUCAAUUCAACAUUUCGGCCUCCCCUGAACCUGAGGUACUGGGCAAACGUUGUUCAGCCCUUAAUGCUGCAGCCAAGCUUUUGGCCAUGAGGGUAAGAGGACCAGAUACACCCAGUCCCAGCCCAAAAGUUAAGGCUGCUGGACAGAAAAACAGGCCACUUUCCUCUGAAAAGAGCAGUAAACUCAAGGGUAAAACAGGACAGGACUCUCCCAAGACACAUAACAGUAAAGCAGAGAUUGGUAGACAAACCCCAAAUCAGUCAUCUGAAUCACCUCAGUCCUCUUCUGCUGCCCGAUCCACUCGGCAGCGACCGGGCAGCCUUGUACCCCCUUUGGAAUCUGAAAGAGUUAAAAAAGAGGAGAAGAAAAAGAAAUGUGAUCUGAAGGAGGAAGGUGACAAUGAAAAUAGAGAGACCAGGUCUUCAAGAGGUCAUAGUGCCUGUAGUAGUGUAAGCAGUGAAAGAGGAUCAGGCAGUAGCAGAAGUCGAAGCAGCAGCAGCAGCAGCAGCCAGCGGACCCAUAGUCUGGGCUCAGAGAGUACAGAGCCCCCCCGCUCUCGUUCCAGAGCACCAUCGUCUGGUAGUGAUACAGAGAGAGGCAAAAGGAUUCAGAGGAUGAGUGGUGGAGGAAGAGGCAGAGAGAGCAGAAGAGAGAAGAGGUCCCAGAAGCAUGACAAACCUGAACUGAGUGCUGGGUCAAGUGAUGGGACCCCAGACAGGGUUCUCAGGAGUGUAGCUGCACUGGCAGCAGCUCAGGCACGUACUCCAGCCAGUAACACACGCUCUUCAUCCUCUCAACACCGACACUUUAAGACGUGAUAGGCAGAGGAUAUAUUAUCUCUAGGUGUAAACAAGGAAUUAGAUGAGAACUCCUGAGAGGAGAGAAGGCAGAUUUUAUGGAUUCGAGGAAAGGGGAUCAAUUUCGUUGAAGUCCAUUGUUUAGCUGUAUGAGAGAAGACCGAAAAAAGAGAUGUUGCACAUUGUGGUUUAAUCUGACCUCGCCUUUAAUGCUCUGUCAGCUAUCUUAAGCCAUUUACAGCGUGGAAAAGGUCUAUAGAAUCAGACCAAUGAUGAUGGAGAUUUGGUCACUUAUUUAAAAAUGUGUCCUAAUAAUUUGAUUAAAACAAGAUAUUUCACCCUACCACUAAUACUUUGGAACUUCGAAGUAGGUGGGAAAGAGGCAAGAUUUAUUAUUUGUUCACACUAUGUACUGUAAUCAUAAAGACUGGAAGAUUAUGUAAAGUACAUGUUAGAAGAUUGGUCGCAUAGAUUGUACACUUUUUACAGAGUUUACUAGUGCUGCAAACGGUAUUGAUGGGGAAGAAAUUGAUUGGAAGAAAUUAAUGCUACAUUUAACAAUUUAGUGGGGAUUGUACAAUUGUAAAGUUUUUGACUGCUGCGUUCUGAAAAAUGUUUGUCAUCUGUUUUGACUACUGUUUGUUUCAAGUCAGUUGAUAAAUUAAGAAAAUUCUUUAUCUUCCAGGGUAUGAAGAAGAGAGCAGGUCUUUGAGGUUUUUUUUUUUUUUUUUUUUUUUGGCUGCACUAUGCUGGAGUAUCUAUUUGCUUGGAUCACAUGUCUUAUGUAAUGUCUCAGUCCAUUAUUUUUAAAUUCUGAUGCUGCCUGCUUUUCCCCAUUUGCACAUCUGAAAUGUGUCCGACAUUGGAAUGCAUUGUAAUGUAGGUUCUUUUUUUGGUGAACUUUUCUUUUAGAACAUCAACAUGUCAAUACAUCACCUCACGCUGCAUUCUGUAAGAUCUUUGCGUGUCUCUUGAGCUUGUGAUAAAUAUAUUGAAAUUUGCUUGUCAUUUGCUUUAUUAACAGUACAGAAAUUGGAGACAACCUCUUGUUAAUUUUCUUCACUCUUUCCCAAAGUGUUAGUCAUUAUGAUCAUCUUUACACAUUAAAUUGUAUUCUCAAAGACAGAAUCUAAAAUGAGUUUGAUCAAAUGAGAGUGCCUGUUGAUCCAUACAAGGGGUCCAUGUUAAUUUAUAGAGGUUUGGACAUCUGUAGUGCUUUAAGUGUAAUAAGCUUUUCCAUCCUUCAUCAUAAAAAUACAUUUCUUGUUUAUGUGCAAGUGCAACCAAAACUCCGAUCAGUUCAUCAGUGAAAAUUGCUAUUGUUAGCUUUUUUAUUUCUGGAGGAUUGGUCCUUUUUUAUGAAGGGAUUGAUGCUGGCCAGGACACCCCUGAAAGAACCUCUUAGGAGAAAGAUUUUAUUGCUGAGAAUUGGCAGUCAAGUGAGUUGCAAGAUAGCUCCUUUUGCCAUUUUUGGACAGAGAGAUGUUUUGAGGGUAUUAGUAGAAUAUGGUGAUGGUCUUAUUUUCAUUUUGAUUUGUCUAUUCUAAUUUGUUACAUUCCUUAUGUUCCCUUGUAAUUCCACAUUGUUUUACUUGAAAGAUUGAAACAAAAAUGUAAGUUGAAUAAAAAAGACCAAAAAUACACAA